AUGAAGCUGAAAACCGGGAACAGAGGUAACUUGAAUGAUCUCCCGGCCCACACUGACGAGCGCACCGCUCGGCGCUGCCGGCGCCGGGACAACGCACCGCAGACCGGGCGGCUUAUGAACAGCAACAACUUUGUUCUCGUACUUCUGGAGGCUGGAAGAGCACAGGAUACACCAUGGGUCUCCUGCCCCUUGUCCUUGCUGCCUUCCCAUCCCCGCCGCUCCUGCAGCUCUCCCGUCGCUGAGAAGCCUCCAAACUACACGGAGGAGCGGCUUCACCACACUAAGGCUGACAGCUUGGAGAAGUGGCACCCAGGAUGUUCUUUGAAUACCUGCAAGAGUGGCGGGAAAGACUGGGCUGAUGAAGCAUCUGACCAUCAAACCAGAGAAAAAGCUCCUGUGGUCCCUGUUGCAGAACCAUUUUGGGAAGACAGGAGGUCACGGCUGAACCCAGCCUCCCCUGUGCUAACUCAGCUCCAGGCACACAUUGGUGCCCCCAGCACUAAUCCAUCUGAUCAUCGCUGGUCUCAUUGGAAGCUUGCAUCCUCCCACAGUUCACCAGUAAUGUCAGGUUACUAUGGGGUCAGAAGAUCGUUCCUCUCAGACUCAGACUUCCACAACACUAAACAGUUCUCAAGUGACGUCUGCACCUCGGGCCCUGCGGCCAAGCCCUUUGCCUGCGAGGCCCCCGCAGGACAGAGCCACCCGGGCCUCCUGGAUUCCUACUUCCCAGACCCCCAUGGAGACCACCGGCCCCCGGGCCUGACCCCCAGCACCAGCUCUCUGCUCAGCGCCUCACCCCUGCCGCCGCUCCUGCCACCACCUUUCCCUGGGGACCCCACGACGCACUUUGUGCUUAGGGACUCGUGGGAGCAAACGGCGCCCGACGGUCUCAGCCAGGCCGACCCCGUGCCCACUGACACCCUGCAGACCCUGCCACCCAACACGGGUUGCCUCUCCCAGCUGGAGUCAGGGAGCACCGCCCCGCACAGGAGCUCGAGCUGGGGGGGCCCCCUGGCUGGGGCUCAGUCCUACUCACUGCAUGCACUGGAGGAUCUGUACCACGUGUCGGGGUACCCCACGCCACCCCCUUAUCCUUUCACCCCUUUCAUGACGAUGUCCAACGACCUACCACACAAGGUGGUGCCCCUCUCCCCAGGUGAGGGGGCAGACACCGCUGGCCUUCAGGACCCUUCUUCAUGGACCAAAGAAGACGGGAGCAUGGCGUGGGGGUCGUAUGAAUGCCGCAGAGCUUACUGA
Molecule: messenger RNA, 1257 nt
Organism: Callorhinus ursinus (northern fur seal)
Lineage: Eukaryota; Metazoa; Chordata; Mammalia; Carnivora; Otariidae
Source: RefSeq, a predicted model, not a curated record